Messenger RNA from Pygoscelis adeliae (Adelie penguin), 6483 nucleotides. It is a transcript of the gene COL6A6, whose product is annotated as collagen, type VI, alpha 6. The record is from RefSeq and is a predicted model, not a curated record. Lineage: Eukaryota; Metazoa; Chordata; Aves; Sphenisciformes; Spheniscidae. Gene Ontology annotation, molecular function: serine-type endopeptidase inhibitor activity.
AUGGAUGACUGGAAACCACUUCUUGUUCUUCUCUUUGUUUCCACCUUCUGCUCUAUAGAUGCACAACAGACUGCUUGCAGAAAAGCCACAUUGGCAGAUAUUGUCUUUUUAGUGAAUACUUCAACAAGUAUUGGCCAGGAAAACUUCCAGAAGGUGAAGAACUUCCUCUCCACCUUGGUUUCAAGUCUUGAUGUUGGCCUUGAUGUGAUUCGAGUUGGGCUGGCACAAUACAGUGAUGAGACUUACCAAGGAUUCUUGCUGAAUCAGUAUUUAUUGAAAAGUGAUGUUUUGGAGCAGAUUGAGAAUUUGCUGUAUAGGAGUGGAGAAACUUACACAGGGAGAGCUCUGGAUUUUGUUAGCAGAGCGUAUUUCACUGAACCUGCUGGUGGCAGAGCUAAGGGCUAUGUCCCGCAGGUAGCCAUUCUAAUCACUGGUGGAGAAUCCAGUGAUGAAGUUGAAUUGCCUGCCAGAAAACUGAGGAACAGGGGCAUCUCCUAUGUUGUUGGAAUUUUCAUCCAGAAUACAGCUGAGCUUCAGCAAAUGGCCAGCAAACCUUUUGGUAAAUAUCGGUAUAGCACUGGUAGUUUUGAUGACCUUCAAGAUCUCUCCACAAGACUUUUGGGAAACUUCCGCUUUGCAAUUGAAAGUCAGAUAGAAGCAUUUGCAAAACAAUAUGCUGAUGUCAUUUUCCUUACUGACUCCACUGAGAACAUGAGGCCUUCAACCUUUGGGAAAGUAAAACAUUUCAUUUCCCAAAUAGUCAGACAGCUAGAUGUUGGGCUUAACAAGUAUAGGAUUGGCCUAGCCUAGUUUAGUGGCAUAGGACAGGUGGAGUUUUUACUGAACACACAUGAAAAUAAAGAAGAGGUGCUUGACCACAUCCAGCAGAGCAUUGCAUUCACUGGAGGCUCAUCAAAGUCUGGAAGUGCCAUAGAGUUUUUGCAGGAAACCUUUUUCAUGGAUGGUGCUGGAAGCUGGCUCAGCAAAGGCACUCCACAGGCUGUAGUGGUCAUCACACCCUCUGAAUCCAGAGACAAUAUCAUGGAGGCAGCCUGGAUGUUAGAAGAGGUGGGGGUAAAAGUUGUCUCAGUUGAUGCUGGAUACUUCGAGGAAGAAGAAAAGGUGAGAGCAUCCUCUAGCAUGACUUCCCAGACUUAUGAAGGGGAGAGCAUUGACCUUCUCCAGCAAAAUAUUGUCAGUGAUAUGGAAGCCUCACUUCAGAAGCUUUAUGACCUUGAUCCAAUCAAGUGGGCCAUGUGUUCCAGUGCAACUGUUGCAGAUGUGUUUCUUGUGGAUGAAUCCAGCAAAAUUAGGUCAAAAAACUUCCAGCUGAUAAGGGCCUUUCUGUUAAAAAUUGUUAAUGCCCUAGAUAUUGGUCCGAGUAAUGUAAGAGUUGGGCUAGUGCUGUACAGUAAUGAACUGAGGCUAGAGUUCACCCUGGACACAUUCAAGGAUAAAUUGGAAAACCUGAACUGCUUGAAGAACUUACCAUAUCAAGGAGGGCAAACAUACACUGGAGCUGCCAUUGAAUUCCUGAGGAAGAAGGUUUUUACUCAAGAAGCAGGCAGCAGGAAAAAACAAGGAGCGCAGCAAAUUGCUGUGGUUAUCACCAAUGGCCAGUCCUUGGAUGAUUAUACUGAAGCAGCAUCUAAACUAAGACAUAAAGGUAUUACUGUCUAUGCUGUGGGCAUCCAGAAUACAGAGAGUAGCAAUCUUGAUAAAAUUGCAACUUAUUCCCCAAGGAAACAUGUCACCACCCUGAAUUUUUUUCUACAGCUGUCAAAUAUUGGAUGGAAAAUAAAGAAACAGCUUUGUAAUGAGAUUGUGAAAAAAACGUUUGUAGUCCCAUUACAGUUGCGAAGUAUGAAAAAAGAGGAGAUGAACAUUCAGAAAGGUUUUAGUGAAGUUUAUGAAGUUCUGGUGGUGAUUGACCCAAAUAUCAUCAAGGGGUCCAAUAGCCCCUAUGUAGUGCAUGGAUCAUCUGGUGUUACAGGCCUGCAGUUCAAAAAUGUGCAGUGCCUCAUAGAAGCAGUAGUUAAUGACUCAGUGAUUGGCAGUAGAGAAGCAGUACUCAACUUGAAGCCUCUGCCAGGUCAGCCCUUCACAGCAAGAGCUUUGAGCUUUGCCAGGCAGAGAUUUGGUGUGAACUAGGGUGGGCGUGCAUCUUUCCUUGCUGUCACCAGGAUCCCUAUUCCUGAAGAACCAACAGCACCAUUGGAUAGAGCCAACCUUCCCAUGGCCAUAAAAGCUUUGAAGGGAGGUGAAAUCAACUUAACUGCUGUUGGAGUGAACAAAGCAAGCAGAGCAGAACUUGAAGAGAUUGCUGAAGGUGAAGAAAGUUACUCUGCACAAAGCUAUGAUGCAUUGCCAAUAAAAAGGUUAGGGAACUCUGCUUCUGCAAUGAAAAUGACUGGCAGGAAUUCCUUCCACUUCAGGGUUUGCAGCAGUCAAGUGGCAGAUCUGGUAUUCCUGAUAGAUGGAUCAGAAAGCAUAUCAAAAAGUAACUUUUCUGUCAUGAACACCUUCAUGUUGGAAGUUGUGGACAGCUUUGUUACUUCUAGGGACAAAGUACAUGUUGGAGUAGUCCAGUACAGCCAAGAGCCCCAGAAAGAAUUUUCUCUUAAUGAGUUCUAUACUGACAUGAUAAAAGAACAAAUCAACAGAAUCGAGCAAUUGCAGUCCUCUAUAUUCACUGGCAAAUGGCUGAGGCUUGUCCAGAGCCUUUUUCAGCCUGCCAAUGGAGGCUGCAAGAGCCAAGGAGUCUCACAGAACCUUGUAGUGAUUACAGGCAGGUACUCUGCUGACAGGGUGGAGGAUGCAGCAAUGGUUUUGAGAAGCGAUGGGAUCCAUGUCUUUGCAGUUGGCAUAGGGAUUAUAAACUCCUUUGAGCUGCUUUUAAUAGCUGAUGAUGCAAGAGUGUUCACAGUGGAAAACUUUGAUGCACUGGAAACCAUUGAGAGGAGUAUUGUCAAUGAGGUCUGUGAAUCUGAAGAUCUUCCUAGCCAGGAUUGCGACAUAGAUCUUUCUACAGCAAUUGAUACUUCAAGGCGCAUGCAGCCAGCAUCCACAGUGCUUCUGAAACAGAAAUUGCAAGCAUUCCUCCCCAAGCUUUUACUCCAGAUGAAAUCGCUGCCAAAUACCAGCUGUAAUGCUGGCUCUCCAGUCAACAUUAGAUUCAAGUUCCAAGUAUUGGCACAGACCAAACAAUUCAUCUUUGACUCUGAUUUUGAAGACUAUAAUGAAGAGAUCAUCCGGAAGUUCUUAGAUGCACAGACCACCGUGGACACCUACCUGAAUGCAGACUUCUUACAGGCAUUUGAGGAGAAGUUCUUUAGUGUGACCUCUGCUAAAGUUAAGGUUCUGUUAGUAUUUUCAGAUGGGCUGGAUGAUUCGUUGGAAGAUCUCAGAAAAGCAGCUGACUCACUUCGCUUUAAAGGUCUUGAUGCACUUCUAUUAGUUGGCCUGGACAACACACAGAACUUGACGGAACUUCAGGAAAUAGAGUUUGGCAGAGGGCUUGAAUACAAUGAACCUUUGAGUGUUGGGUUUGCAGAGAUUGCAAACAUCUUGCAGAGAAAUCUUGAUACUGUCGCAGAAAGGAAAUGCUGUAAGGUUGUUUGUAAAUGCCUUGGAGAAAACGGUGAUCAUGGUGGCCAGGGAAGUCCUGGAAAGAAGGGAAGUACGGGUUACAGAGGAUCUCCUGGCCAUCCUGGUGAGGAAGGUGGGAUUGGGGAGAGAGGCCCAGCUGGUUUCAAUGGGACUCAAGGAGACAGGGGAUGUCCAGGUGUCAGAGGCCAUAAGGGGGCCAGAGGCUAUAGAGGAAGUCAGGGUGAACAUGGUGAGAGUGGAUUUGAUGGCACUGAUGGAGAGCAGGGAGAACGUGGAUUUCCUGGAUCUUCUGGAGAGAAAGGCAACACGGGAAAGCGGGGCAGAAAAGGCCCCAGAGGAGAACCAGGUGAACGAGGAGAAUCUGGUCUAAGAGGAGAUCAUGGAGAUCCUGGGACUAGCAAUAAUGUUCCUGGUCCUAAGGGUGAAAAGGGAAACCCAGCAUGGCAAGGAGACCCAGGACCACAUGGACUCCAAGGAGAGCAGGGUGAUGCUGGCCCUGAUGGUGCAGCAGGUCGAAGAGGCCCUCCAGGUAUAAAGGGUGAGCAAGGAGAUCUGGGGGAAGCAGGUUACCCAGGAGACUCUGGUCUUCCAGGCCCACAGGGCCCAAGAGGACUACAAGGGAUCAGAGGACCUCCAGGACCACAAGGCAUGCCAGGAUUACAGGCUAGUAUGGGGGCCCCAGGUUUACCUGGCUCUGCUGGGAAGUUAGGUGCGAGAGGACCAAAGGGUGAACCUGGUGACCCUGGAGAGAAGGGCCCAGUGGGACCAGCUGGACGGAGAGGCAAGCCUGGCAUGGAUGGCAGAGAUGCCUACGGUCCUGAAGGAAGCAAAGGAGCUAAGGGAGAAUCUGGAUUCAUAGGAUAUCCUGGUCCAGAGGGAGAAGAUGGAGACCCGGGAAUUCCAGGAGCUGAAGGACCCAAAGGAGUUAGGGGUAGAAGAGGUAAUGCUGGCACACCAGGUUCCCUGGGAGAUCCAGGGGACCAAGGGCCAUCAGGACCUAUGGGUGCCAAGGGACCAAUGGGCACCAUUUUAAUGGAACCUUGUGAACUUGUGAAUUUUACACGAAAAAACUGCCCUUGCUCAUCAGACACAUGUCCAGUUUAUCCAACUGAAGUGGUGUUUGCCUUCGAUAUGUCUGAAGAUGUUAUGUCAGCUGCAUUUGAAAGAAUGAGGAACAUUGUUAUGUUAUUGCUCAAGACCAUUAAGAUCAGUGAAAGCAAUUGCCCAACAGGCGCUCGUGUCUCCGUUGUUUCUUUCAAUACCAAUAUGCGCUAUCUCAUCCGAUUCUCAGAAUUCCAAAAAAGCAACUUGCUGCUAGAAGCAGUCCAGAGAAUACCACUAGAGAGAUCCACUGGAAAACGUAAUAUUGGGACAGCCAUGAGAUUUGUUGCAAGAAAUGUCUUCAAACGUGUUCGUCAGGGCAUCCUCACAAGAAAAGUUGCCCUAUUUUUUGCCAAUGGUCCAUCGCAGGAUGAUGUUUCCAUCAGCACAGCUGUACUUGAGUUGAGUGCCUUGGAUAUCACUCCAGUGGUUAUUGCCUUCAGUGAAGUGCCAAAUGUCAGACGUGCCUUCUCAAUUGAUGAUACUAGAAGAUUUCAAUUAUUUGUUUGGGAAAGACAACAGGAUGAAAGUUUGGAGAGCAUCACAUAUUGUACACUUUGCUUCGAUAGAUGCAAACCGAGUACCAACUGUGAGGUGCCCUUUUCUCCCCCUGUUCUGAUGGAUAUGGAUAUCACUUACAUAAUGGACAGCUCUCGCAGCAUCAGCAGCGAAGAGUUUCAGAGAGCCAAAGACUUUGUGAGCAACAUGCUAGAUCAGUUUGUCGUUUCCUCACAGCCAAACGAAUCAUAUGGAGGCAUCAGAGUGGCACUGGUGCAGCAGGCUCCCAGGGGCUUCUUGCCUGAUAGAAACCAGACCCCUGUGACCUUGGAGUUUGAUCUAGUCACGUACAGCAAUAAAGAUUUGAUGAAGAAACAUAUCCAAGAGUCUGUUCACCAACUGGAAGGUCCAUCAGCCAUUGCUUCUGCCCUACAGUGGACGGUUGAAAAUGUGUUCUUUAAAGCCCCCAGACAAAGAAAACACAGGGUCAUAUUUGCAAUAGUUGGAAGCAAAACAAGCAUGUGGGACAGAGAGAAGCUGAGAGAGAUUUCACUUGGAGCCAAGUGCCAAGGAUUCACCUUGUUCACUCUUGCACUUGGCAAUGAUGUGAGUGACAAUCAGCUGAUGGAGCUGUCAAGCUCCCCCACAGACCAGCACUUACUGACAUUGGGCAGGGUUUCAAUGUCUGAGAUGGUAUAUGCUCAGAGGUUUAGCCGGGCAUUUCUAAAUCUUCUACAACAAGAAGUGAACAGCUAUCCUUCACCUGAACUUCAAGAAGAGUGUGAAAACUUAGAUCAGGAAGACACACAACAGCAAGCGUCUAUGAAUGAAAGGAUGCCUUUUCCUGGAACUGAUGAAACUGGUUAUGGUCAUGGUUUAGAAGACAUUGAAAGAACUGAAAGUAGAGUCCUGGAGAAUGUUAGAGAUACCACCACAGAACCUGUAUACACAAUGCCAGAAAAGGGAUAUGAUUAUCAAGAGAAUGAGUAUUUCACAGAGGAAGAUACUGAAGGAGAAAAGCCACAAGAGUAUGGAGAAACUCAGGAGAAUGAGGAAAACUUGGAGGCAACAGUAGAAACUAGAGCUGCCUAUAGUGAUUAUGAUGCAUGUGACCUUGUUCAAGAUAGUGGAGAAUGUCAGAAUUACAUUCUGAAGUGGUACUACAACAAAGAGCAGAAAAUGUGUGGUCAGUUCUGGUACGGGUGCUGUGGAGGCAAUAAAAAUAGUUUUGAAACACAAGAACAAUGUGGAUUCUUGUGUAUAGAGUCUUUCUAG